AAUGAGCCGGGCCGGGUUAAGCGUUUCAGCGUGGUGGAAUUUAAAAUGCAUGGGACAUCUUCCCGACUCACUUAACUGCAUUCCAUUGAAGACACUUGACUUAUUUUUCUCCGUUCGCCGACAAUAAUUCGGACGAGAUUUGGACAGCAAUGAUCCAUGCGCUGCAGUGCGUGCGGCGGAUGGUUAUGGAAAAAUUACGGCUAAUAAAUCGGGGGAUUUUUUGUUGAAUUAUGGAGCAAGUGGGUUUCCCGCUCUUCUUUGGCGUGGUGACGUCGAUGGUUGUCAUUCCCAACCUGCUGAUAAACUGCAUUCCCACGGCGGACACGCCCCUCACCAACGCCAGCAUUCCCCUGCACUGUGCGCCGCUGAAACUGUACUUCCCCGGUGCGGUGACGGCAACCACUGUGGGUGCACCUGCCGCCAAGGACAAGCUGGACGCGGCAAUGCCAGUGUUGGCGCCGCUGCCGCGCUACGAACACUUGGAUGCGCUGUUGGUGUCCAAUGUCAGCAGUGCCGAUGGCAGCCGCCGCGAGUGCCAGUUUGUCUGCUUAUACGGACAGUGGACGGGACCGCUGUGCCGGCGCAUGGAUAUGCUGCAGCGCGCCGACCCCAGUUACCAGCCGGUGUGGCAAUCUUGCUACUUCGACGCCGGUCAACCGGCCUACACCAACCUGUCCAUUUUCUACAACGGCCUGAACAUCAGCGAGCCUACGGAGCAGGCGCCCCGACUAACCGUUUUCCCACACGGCGGCCGACUCAUGUUCCGCUGCGAGCAUGUUGGCGAGUACAUUUUUCAGGGCCCAGCCGUGCUACAGUGCGCCAACGGCCAGUGGGAGCCCUUGACCUUUCGGGAUGCUGCUAAUGUCGCCGGCAUUGGUAGUGGUGCCGGGAUUACUCAGCCCAGCUGUCAGCCGCUGUCCGAUUCUAUGGAGAGCAACGUCCAGGAGGGGCGGCUGUAUCCGCCGCUGCUGACCUAUAUCUCCUACAAGGGCAUCGUGGCACCUAAUUAUGAUGGGAGACUGUUCGUCUACCCGGGUUCUGACCUGCAUUUAGGCUGUAUAUAUGAACCGCGGCGGUUGGGCCCGCCCAAAUGGACCUGGUCGAAAUCCAUCAGCAUCAGCGACGCUCUAAUGCAGUGGACGCGCAAUCUCUACCGGAACAAGAUGGAAUGGCGUCUAACCAUCCGAAACAUCCAGCCGGAGCAGAGUGGCAAGUUCACUUGCACAACGCCUGUCAAGACCAGCCACAGCUUUAUCGUCGAAGUCACAGCCGUCGACUGUCCCCGCCCAUGGGACGACGAGCAACUGCUACACACCGGCAACUUCCACUUCAACAGCACAGUGACCUUCGGCUGUAUCGCCGGCUACCGUCUCGUCGGACCAGCCGCUGUCUACUGCAAGCUGAACGGCGAAUGGGCACAAUCACUACCCACCUGUGUCGCGGUGCAGUGCGCCCCCCUCAAUAGCUCCGACCCCAACCUUUUUCUGGACAGCAACGGCACCUUUUACCAGGCCAGCGUGACCUUCACCUGCGCUCCCGGCUACCGCAUUGUCGGCAACCACAGCGCACACUGCACCCACACUGGAAACUGGUCGGCGCCGGUGCCGGUCUGUGAAUCGGUGUACUGUCCGGGGUUAGCGGUGCCGACUAACGGGCAGGCAUUGGAGACUCCGACGGAGCGCUAUCUGGUGGGAAAGAUGGUGCAGUUUGCUUGCCAGAAGGGCUUUAUGGCCAGCGGGCCGGUGGUGGCCACCUGCGGGGAGGAUGGGCGCUGGAGUAAUCCGCCGCCGCGCUGUGAACCGGCCUGUGAGGCCCCGCGAGCACCGGCCAACGGCCGUGUGACGCCGGUGAAGAGCGCCUAUCGAGUGAAGUCACAUGUCAUGUACGAGUGCCAUGGCGGAUACCGGCUGGUGGGUGCCAGGAUCUCCUACUGCAACGUCAACAGUAGUGGAACGCCUAAGUGGUCCUUCCCGGCGCCGGAGUGCGUGUUGGAUGUGGUGGGCGGUCGGACGCCGGCCAGGUCAACCUAAACCGUAUACGUAGUUUGACAAUAUUUGUGCCGCUCUUGUAUUUGAUACUACUGGGUUAUUGUGAUGAAUGGUGUAUGGAGUUCAUAAUUUUCUCUAGAUCUGGUAGCUUUAACGAAGCCGAACUCUACGAGUACAGCUUCGGUACCUGCGGUACCUCAGCAAUGCUUGUGGGAUUUACUCAUAUUCUAUACUGCUACAACACGCUUGCGUAUUGCACGGACG
This is a messenger RNA of Paramacrobiotus metropolitanus, 2252 nucleotides long. RefSeq names its product locomotion-related protein Hikaru genki-like. The transcript is spliced from 5 exons. NCBI's taxonomy places the organism in Eukaryota, Metazoa, Tardigrada, Eutardigrada, Parachela, Macrobiotidae. Bases 231 to 2030 code for a protein of 599 amino acids. The record is from RefSeq and is a predicted model, not a curated record.